AUGAGCGAACUGUCCAAAGCAAUAAUCACCAAUGGUAGAGCGCCACCAUACAAUGCUCUCUGUAAAGCAUAUCAAAAGUUCUUCGAGGCGAGGGCCGAAGAACCCGGUAUCAUAACGGAGUUUCACGCGAAGCAACUUGUCACCACUUAUGACUAUCUUCGAAAGCACAAAGGAGACGAAGACGUCGACAGCAAGGAAUUAGGAUCUAUCAACUCCAAGGAGUUCAUGGAGCUAACUCUCUACGUUCUUUCGCAAGCAAACUGCCACGGCAGCUCUCACCAGUAUAUCCGCCGCUUAGCAAACAACGCCUACCGAGUAUUAUCCACUGCAGCUACAGACGAGUCAGGUGAAAUAAGUGGUGGUGCUUUUCUCGCCUGGAUUCGUAUCAAUGCAUUUUACGGCAAUCCCUACCAGGCCCGCACAGCACUUAUGAAGGAAUGGCCCAAGGUACAAAACUGGCCAGACCUUGAGGGCCAGGGGUCACCCUGGCUUUGGAUACUGCACGGCAUGGCAUUGGAUAAGGAUGCGGCCGAAAUGGCAAAAGCGAUAAAAGACUGGUACACAGGUGGAUAUUUUGAGCUCACUCCGCCGCAACAUCAAGAAUUGGUAAUCACGCUCCUCGACCAGGGACAACUUGAUGCUGCUAAAGUAAUGCAUAACUGCCCUAUACCAGAAGGUGAACCGACAAUCAUCGCUACAAGUGCCAUUACGAGAGCGUGUCUUCUCAAUGGUGACAAGACUGGAGCAGACGAUAUUUUUAAUCGGUUGACGAUCUUUUCCCCGAGUGCAGAGACUCGAGAUGUUUUAUUGUUGAUGGCGGCUGCAAACGGCAAAGAUGCUCAUGCAUUAGCUCGCGACCUCAACAACUGGUGUAUAGAAGAUCCUUCCGUUCGUGACGGGCUUUCUAUAUCUUGUGUAAACGAUGUCAUUCGAUACGCAUACGUGAUUGAGAACAAAAAGCUUGCCGUCAAUUAUUCCAGUUUGAUUUCUACAUGGGAUUUGAAGUCAGAUCUGGAGACUCAACUUCUUCUUGAAUUAGAACCGCGGAUCCAAGACUCGGAUAUUGAUGGAACAGUCAAAGCAUUGAAUGAACUUGAAGAAAGCGACGUUUCCGCAAACAUUGCUCUGCGAAUGAGAUAUCGCCUUAUCAAGAUGCUAUGUUCGGACCCGAACAAUGACGAUGCCUUUGACCAAGUGUCGAAGCUGCUGGAUCCACUUAUUCGGGAUGGGAUACAGUUAGAGGCAGAAUUACUCGCUGUGUUGACUCGUGCAUUGGCAUAUCGUCAUGACUGGGAAGCGCUUUCCCAGCUGUUGCGGCCUCGUAUAGGUUCCUAUUCUAUGCACGACGAACGCCCGUUGAUACAAAAUGCUUUGCUAGAUUUCAUCCGUGAUAAGGAGCAAGAAAAGGAGGCAGUCUGGGAUGCAUAUGACCUCACGAGAAUCGCAUUUCCGGAAAUUUCCGCUGAACACAGGAUUGAAAUAAUGAAUCUCUUUUUCACUUAUGGAAUGGUUGAAGAGGCCUGUCAAGUCUUUGGACAUAUGCGACAUGCCCCAACACCAGCUCAGCGCCCAACCUCCGAAGCAUACAUAACAUGUUUCCUCGGUCUUGCGCGAGCAACCGCCUGGGAUAACACCAAACUUAUCCGCAAUAUGCUCAAACUUGACGUCAACAUUGAAGUCGAUACUCGAGUACGAAACGCUGUCAUGCUUGCACUCGCCGCCUGCGAACGAUCAGAAGAAGCCAUGGACGAGUUCAAAGAGAUCCUCCGUUCGGACGAAGGACCCUCCCAAAACACCUUAGUCAUCUUCUUUAAGGCGUGCGAAUCAGAUCCAAACGGUGUCGUGGAAGCGAAUAAGAUGCUUGCCAAGAUUACCGCGUUGGAUAUUUCGAUUGAUCGAUCACUGUAUCUCGCUUAUAUUAAAGCUCUUGCAGCGCAGGGCGAACGCGAGUUGAUAAUUGAAGCAUUGAACAAGACGGAGACUAAAAUCGGUCAACAGCCUGAUCAAGACAUGAUCGCCAGAAUAUACAACGCCUGCGCUCACGAACACGCCAAAGAAGGAGUUGAAGAAUGGGCCAAAGAGAAUCACCCGACUAUCUGGCAAGAACUAGAAAAUGUCUCUCGCACCGAGACGGAAGCAGGUAUUCGUCUUGAAGGAUUUGAGGAUGAUUAUAAUGUAUUGUUGUAA
Molecule: messenger RNA, 2187 nt
Organism: Talaromyces amestolkiae
Lineage: Eukaryota; Fungi; Ascomycota; Eurotiomycetes; Eurotiales; Trichocomaceae
Exons: 2
Coding region: 1-2187 (728 amino acids)
Molecular function (GO): protein binding
Source: RefSeq, a predicted model, not a curated record